UCGGCCCGCCUGGAGUAGCCAGCGGCCGCAGCAGCUGCAGGUGGGGCGGGGGCCGCAGGAGCCCACAGAUCCCAGCACACGCGGACGGUCGGCGGGACUGCAGCCCAGGGCAGCGAGACGCGCCUCUUCAUCCCGAAGCUUCCUGAAUAUCAAGGCCUGAUGGUCCCAAGAAGCAAUUUCUGGUAGGAAUCUGAAGAUUAUCUUUAAAGAAAAGCAGUAAAUGAAUUAAAGACAAGAAGGUUUCCAAUCAGUCCCUGAUAUGUGGAUAUUUGUUAGCAAUGACUGAUGUGGAAACUACAUAUGCAGAUUUUAUUGCUUCAGGAAGAACAGGUAGAAGAAAUGCAAUACAUGAUAUCCUGGUUUCCUCUGCAAGUGGCAACAGCAAUGAAUUAGCCUUGAAAUUAGCAGGUCUUGAUAUCAACAAGACAGAAGGUGAAGACAAUGGACAGAGAAGCUCCACAGAACAAAGUGGGGAAGCCCAAGGAGAAGCCGCCAAAUCUGAAAGCUAACAACACUCCGUUCUGACCGUCAACAACACGUGACAAUGUGGCGAAUCUCCUGGCAUUGCUCGGAUGUAUUUGCUGUCAUGAGUGAAAGAAAGGGGAAGAAAAUGGCUGCGCUGUGUGGCCAGAAGCAGUUCGCUGCCAUGUUAAAAGUGGAGGCGGAGCCUGUGUCUGCAGACAGCCGUUUCCCUACCUCUGUCAUUAGCAAUGGUUGAAAUCACCUGGCCUGUGCUUGGAUAUCGUUUUCUGUAUGGGUCUUUUCACUUGACCGUAGAAUGAAAUGCUUGUAGAGAGUAGCACCGACCUCGCUGAUGAUUCCUGUAGCAUCUGGCCCCUCAUGAUGUCAGAGGAUUUAAUUGUGUCUAAUUGAAAAGGGUUGGCUGAACCCCAGAGUUAAAUAUCUCUGGUUGGAGUAUUCACCCAGUAAAAGAACCAUCCAGAGAGCACUGUUAGCAUUGUGUCCCUGUGUGUUAGUGCUGUGUUAUUCACACCGUUUUGUAUCGUACAGUAUACCUGCUCAGCACUGCCCUUUGACUGCUUGUGUAAAACAAAUGAUGUACAUUACUGUGAAUUUUUAUACCACUCAUUUUUUAAAGGGCUGUCUUUUUAAUUUCCCAUAGUGUUGUGGCAUGCACGGGGAAGAACAUACUUUUGUAAACACUACUCUCCCCAUAAUAACUGUGUGCUGACGAUUAAGUCCACCAGACUCAACAAGACCCCUUUGCUUAUUAUUCAGGCAUUUGGAAAUAUCCAUUAAUGUGAAUAUUGCCUGAGUUCAGUCUUCUCAGUCUCUGCACAGACAAGAAUUUUAUCAAUAUUGAUUUUAUUUCUAAAUAAGAUGUUCUUUCAGCUAAUAUUUUGAGUUUUCAUAAGAAUUUUAGAAAUUGAGGAAGUAGAAAAAAGAAAGCCAGAACUGGAAAGACCGUGCUCUGUGGGUCAGUUUUCUCAUGCUGAUGUGUGCCACUGUUUAAAUCCAGAGGCUGGCUUGUGAGGGAGGUUCUUUCCACCCAACCCUUGAGGAUCAAGCCUAGACAUGGAGCCCCUCUGCUGUGUCCCACCAUGUCCUUUUUCAGCCCUUUCAUAUCCUGAUGUUAUUAUGCACUUUUUAAUGUUUGUAAACUUUUACUAAUAAUUAGUGUGAAUUGCAUUCUGAUACAAUAAUUAUCACCUAACCACACUUUUACUGAUGCUGUUGGUGGCCUAUGGUGUGUUUUGACAUCGUGACUCUUGUACGGAAAAUUUCUGUGACCUGUGUAACCCUUCUGGUCAGUAUUAUGAAGCCAACUGUCUAUGAUAAUAAAUAAGGAUCCAGUAAGAUGCCCAGGGCUCAUGAAUUGUGGGAUAAAUAACAGAUGACAGGAGGCCUUUGCAGCAAACGAUCCCCUAAGUGCCCUGGAGGGCAUAGCCACAGUUCCGGAUUAAGUAGAGAGCAGUGCUUCAACAGGCAGUCUGUGGGGCUGACAGGAGCUCAGCCUGUCUGUAGUCACUCACAAAAUGGAAGGUCAUAUGCCUGCUCACACCUUCCUGUACAGUGCAUUUUUACAGACUGGGAGUACAUGAGUCUCUUUAGUUCCCAACUGAAUGUUUUCCAGAAAAACAAGAAAUGUUAAGUAUGUCUUUCUGGAUAUAGAACAGCAAAUAUAUUAAGUGUGGGAGUCCUUGCUUUGAUCUAACUCGUUGGAGGCUAGUUAGGAGUGAAAUAAACCUACUUAGUGAUAGACUCAAACAUGUGAACAGAAGCUUCCAGGCCUGUUUAGACAAUCUUUGAUAAUCUAUCUAAAACAUUCAACAGUUUUCAAUGUCCUUGUUUAAUUAUCCUUAUAGCUUUCUUGUGAAUAUGAAGUUCAUUCUUAACGUUGUGGAAUUCCAAACUGAUUUCACGUGCGUUUUGUAAAAUUUAAAAGCAGUGCUGAGUCUAUGUGGAAGGUUUAUAUACCUGUGUGAUAUAUUACUAUUAAUGCAUGUGGUGCCAUGCUUGUCUUCAAAUAUAUAAGAAGUGCUAAAUGGAGAAGUCAUAUGGAGCUUUUGAUUUUGUUUGGCCUCUUAUUACUACUUUGUAUAUUGUAUUUAAACCCAGAGGUAUUCUCAAGCUGGGAAGGAAAAAAAAAAUCAACAUUCUCAGGCUCCCAAACUGUAUCAAUUUUCUUGGCAAAAGUGCAUAAAAUCUUCAAAUUUUUGUUUAAUAUCUGUUACUUGCAAGUAAGUAAUAAUACAUAGGGAA
Molecule: messenger RNA, 2724 nt
Organism: Chionomys nivalis (European snow vole)
Lineage: Eukaryota; Metazoa; Chordata; Mammalia; Rodentia; Cricetidae
Gene: Pkia
Product: cAMP-dependent protein kinase inhibitor alpha
Exons: 4
Coding region: 279-509 (76 amino acids)
Biological process (GO): negative regulation of cAMP-dependent protein kinase activity
Cellular component (GO): nucleus; cytoplasm
Molecular function (GO): cAMP-dependent protein kinase inhibitor activity
Source: RefSeq, a predicted model, not a curated record